This is a messenger RNA of Amaranthus tricolor (Joseph's coat), 1834 nucleotides long. RefSeq names its product protein IQ-DOMAIN 21. Bases 317 to 1738 code for a protein of 473 amino acids. The transcript is spliced from 6 exons. Lineage: Eukaryota; Viridiplantae; Streptophyta; Magnoliopsida; Caryophyllales; Amaranthaceae. The record is from RefSeq and is a predicted model, not a curated record. Gene Ontology annotation, molecular function: protein binding.
AUUAAAGGGCAAGGAAAUCCCGUGAGGAAGAUAAAUGUUAUAACGGUGAUCCCGCGGUUCGUCAGUUACUCUUCUUCACUAUUACUACUACUCUUUCUCUCUCUACUUUCCCUCUUUUCUUUCUCUCUCUUCCUCUGUUUUUCUCUACACUUUACCAUUUUCACAUUUUUUCUUUGAAAAAAUUUGCUAAACAUAUAAUAUAAAGUGUUCAUAUUUUUGAUAAUAAAAUGAAAUGAAAUGAAAUUAAAUAUAAUACUUUAUUUCUCUACAAUCUUAUCAUUGAGAAUUUUAUCAUCACAAGGUUUAUUUUAUAGUAAUGGGGAAGAAAGGAGGUUGGUUCUCCACUGUUAAGAAGGUCUUUAAGUCUUCAUCAAAGGAUUCCUUAGAGAAAAAUAAGGAAAAAAAUACACAAAAAUGGAACAAUAAUGAUGCUGUAGAGGUUGUGUCUGUGGAACAUUUCCCAACUGAAAGCUCACCUGAUUCCACCCAUGAUGAAAGUGGUGAAACAUCUCCGGCAAAGGAUGAUCGAACGCACGCAAUAGCAGUUGCGGCCGCCACAGCAGCAGCAGCCGAGGCGGCUGUGGCAGCAGCGCAAGCAGCUGCUAAGGUUGUCCGGUUAGCUGGCUAUGGGCGACAAUCUAGAGAAGAAAGGGCUGCUACUUUGAUACAAACACAUUAUCGAGGUUACUUGGCUCGAAGGGCAUUGCGUGCACUAAAAGGGUUGGUAAGAUUACAAGCAUUAGUGAGGGGCCACAAUGUUAGAAAACAAGCCCAAAUGACAAUGAGAUGUAUGCAAGCUCUAGUAAGGGUCCAAGCCCGAGUCCGAGCCCGAAGACUUCACUUGACCCAUAACAAUAAUACUAAUUAUCAAGAUGAUCAUGAGAUUAAUGAUAAUGAUUAUGGAAAAAGAAGCAAAUAUAAUAAUGGGAUUACAUUGCAAGAUCAAUUAAUUUCUACAAUUAAGAUCCCAACAAAGGUUAAUUAUAGUAAUGAUAGUCUUAAUGUUGAUGAUUGGGAUGGAAGACAUAAAGGUUUUGAAGAGAUUAGGGAAAGUUCUCAAAGGAAACAUGAUGCUGCCUUAAGAAGAGAACGUGCUCUUGCUUAUGCUUAUAAUUUUCAGCAACAACAACAACGAUACCUAAUAGAAUCAAACACCCCAAUAAUGAAUGAAGCAAUGUUUAAUGCUUAUGCAAAUGCAAUGGACAAACCUCCAUGGGGAUGGAAUUGGCUAGAAAGAUGGAUGGCUUCACAACAACCAUUUCAAGUGAGUAGUAUUAAUAACACAAAACCAGGACAAAAUGACCAAAGUACUUAUAUGACAGCUACUAGUACUGGUGAUGUCUCCGAGAGGACUGUUGAAAUGGACAUGGUGGACCCACCUCAUCUUAGAGACCCCACUAAAUUCAUCCAUAGGUCAAGCAAGGACACAAGGCAGUCCAGUUUUGAUGGAGUACCAAGCUACAUGGCCCCAACCCAAUCUGCAAAAGCCAAGGCCCGAGCCCAAAGCUCAUCUAAACAACGGGCCCAAUCUCUGUCCCCUUGGAACCAUCCUUCUCCAUCUGCUAAAAGAUCUCCUAUUGGGCCCACUUUUGGGGAUUCCUCUAGUUCUGGUGGUGGUUCAGUCCAUUACCCAUAUGCUCAUACUCCAAGCCCAAAUAGUAAGGCCCGAAAAGCUGCAGGCUAUAGCCCAGAUUCUACUUGUAGUAGUGAUCGUGUGGCUAGCAAUGGUUGGAGAUGAUGUCUUUUUCUUAUGUGUAAUUACAUGAAUUUUUUUAACUUGACUUGAUUGUUAAAAUUGUUCUUAAUUAUUUUCUCCAAAAAUAUAAAAUAAAAA